Molecule: messenger RNA, 914 nt
Organism: Coccidioides posadasii C735 delta SOWgp
Lineage: Eukaryota; Fungi; Ascomycota; Eurotiomycetes; Onygenales; Onygenaceae
Gene: RPL7
Product: 60S ribosomal protein uL30
Biological process (GO): maturation of LSU-rRNA from tricistronic rRNA transcript (SSU-rRNA, 5.8S rRNA, LSU-rRNA)
Cellular component (GO): cytosolic large ribosomal subunit
Molecular function (GO): structural constituent of ribosome; RNA binding
Source: RefSeq, a predicted model, not a curated record
AAUUCUCAAGCUCCGACCGGUCAACCAGCCAACAAGUCGACAAUACCGCCAGUUCUUCGACAUGGCAGCCUCAACUUCCGUCCCAACCAAGGACCAGGUCCUCGUUCCUGAGACUCUUCUCAAGAAGCGCAAGAGCCAGGAACAGGCCAGAGCCACUCGCCUUGCUGAGCUCGAGAAGAGAAAGAAGGCCAACAAGGAGAAGCGCGGUGUCAUCUUUAAGCGCGCUGAGUCCUACGUCAAGGAGUACCGCGAUGCUGAGCGGGAAAAGGUCCGCCUUGCUCGUCUGAGCAAGCAGCAGGGAUCUUUCUAUGUUCCUGAGGAGCCCAAGCUUGUCUUUGUUGUCCGUAUUAAGGGUAUCAACAAGAUUGCUCCCAAGCCACGAAAGAUCCUCCAACUCCUCCGUCUCCUCCAGAUCAAUAAUGGUGUUUUCGUCCGCCUCACAAAGGCUACCGCUGAGAUGCUUACCAUUGUCAACCCCUACAUCGCUUACGGUUAUCCUAACCUCAAGGCUGUCCGCGAGCUCAUCUACAAGCGUGGAUAUGGCAAGGUCAACAAGCAGCGUGUUGCCCUUACCGACAACCAGAUCAUCGAGGACAACCUCGGCAAGUAUGGCAUUGUCUGUAUGGAAGAUUUGAUCCACGAGAUCUACACCGUCGGACCCAAUUUCAAGCAAGCCAGCAACUUCUUGUGGCCAUUUAAGCUCUCCAACCCAACUGGUGGCUUCCGCACUCGCAAGUUCAAGCACUUCAUCGAAGGCGGUGAUACUGGUAACCGAGAGGAUAACAUUAACGCCCUCAUUAAGCAAAUGAACUAAAAUGUAUUAAUGUUGAUGGGUUGUUCGGUCAUGAAUAUUCAUUUGCUUCUCGGCUAGCCAGGUUACCUAUAAAAUAAAAGAUAUCUAUGCCAACCUUGUC